Messenger RNA from Pogonomyrmex barbatus (red harvester ant), 900 nucleotides. RefSeq names its product fas apoptotic inhibitory molecule 1. Gene Ontology annotation, biological process: negative regulation of extrinsic apoptotic signaling pathway via death domain receptors. The record is from RefSeq and is a predicted model, not a curated record. NCBI's taxonomy places the organism in Eukaryota, Metazoa, Arthropoda, Insecta, Hymenoptera, Formicidae.
GUAAUAUUGUAUAGUAUGACGUAUACAACGAAUCGAUUAUUGAUUGAGAGGAUAGUCGUAGUAAGGGCGAUCAAUAAGGAGGCCAGUACAGGUGCAGGCAGAAGAAACAUGGCAGGCGUUCUACUUCGAAGCCUUCACAAUUUGGAAACUUCAGACGAACCUACCGCUAAGUGGACUGUUCCUUUGAGUGACGGUAAUCAUGUGGUAGAAUUUGAACAUGGAACAGCAACAGGCCGACGUAUAGUAAAAAUCGAUGGCAAGAAUGUAGUUCAUAGAGAUUGGAUGUUUCGUCUGGUUGGUGAUGAAGUUUUUAUGUUCAACAAUACCAAAUUCGUGAUCAGAGUCGAUCCAAUGCCAGGUUUGAAAUAUUCUUAUUCGUUGUGGGUGAAUGGAAAGAGUUAUAAGCAAUUUAUUCAGUCGCAAUCAAAAAUAUUAGAAACUUGGUUGGCCAAAGUUGGAAACGAAGAAUAUAGAAUUGUAUUAGAUAAACACGCUCAUAGCGUUUGGGUGAAUGGACAAGAAGUGGAAGUUGAGAACGAGUUCAUGGAUGGUGGCGCAGAAAUUCUUUUCUCUAUUGGCGACUUACCGGCCGCGAUCAGAUCUUAUAGUUCGGAACAAAAAGAGAUUGGUAUAGCAUACGUUUUAUACAUCAAUGAUGUCGAAAUACAACAAGAAGCUUUAUUGGAAGAAUCCUAAUUAAAGUGUUAAAGUGUUAACUUGUCCAAAUAAAUUUUUUAUAUUUCAUAUUAAUCAAUAAGUACAUACAAGCACAUCGUCAAUAAUCAUAAACUAUAAUUGUAUUAUGAAAUGUGUAAAUCAAUACUAGUGUGAAGCACAAUAAUUUUAAUACAAAACUUCUAUUUCUGUAUUAAAUAUUCAAAUUUGAUUAGCACUGCCGUG